AUGGCCUUCCGCGGUGAGAGAUUUCACCUUGACCUUUCCGACGAUGACGAGCCCGACAAUGUAGCAACUACAACUACAGCUACCGCCAUGCCAUCCCUUGGAAGCUUCGUGAACGAUAUCCAAGAACGGACGCCCUCGGCACCCACUCCUCCCACGGCGCCGACACCGAAAUCGACACCUACCACCACCGGCUUCCCAGCGCACCGAAAACGCACCAAAGUGUCCGCGUUCAGGCGACAGCGUGAGAACGCAGGUGUCGACACUGAUGAUGACAAGCCUGCGGCAAAGGACAAUGUUUCUACUGAAGUAGACGAGAAGAGGGCCAUUGACGAAGAAAAUAGGAGAAGGCUGGAGGCCAUGUCGAAGGCAGAGAUCGAAGCUGAACGCGCUGAGCUGAGGGCUGCUUUGCCGACAUCUUUGAUCGAAAGGCUGCUGAGGAGAGCAAACAUCGAGGAAGAUCAGCAGGUAUCGCAGGGAGCCAAACAGGACGAUGUUAAGGAGUUGGAAUCGAGUCCCACCGCCUCUCUCAAGGAACCACCGAAGAAAUCGGUUUCGUUUGAUAUCCCAACAAAGCAAGCUACCCUUGAAGAAGUCAAAGACGACGAUAAAGAACAAACAUACAUCCAACCAGACGACCUUCCACCCGCAAACCCACCGUCCGGCCUACAUCCUGCCUCCCAACCACCGCCGCCCAUCCACUUCCCCCGUCCGCCACCUCGCUCUACACCCAUGCCAAACCUCGACCCAUCCUCGCCUUCAUUCCUCGCCGACCUCCAAACCCACUACUUCCCCGACACCCCUCACUCGUCAUCAAGUCUCUCAUGGCUACGCCCUUCAGACUCCGACUCUGACCCAUCGUCCGCCUACCACCCUUCCAGCACCGCAACGUCCAUCGCGCCAGCCUCCAUCCGCUUCUCACUUACCGGAACUAUCCUUCCACCUCGCACGGCACUCUCCCUACCCCCAUCAAUGGGCCUACAUCAUCAUGCCGCUGACCCGGAAGCUGCAGGGUAUACGGUGCCGGAACUCGCGAUUUUAUCACGCUCUACCGUACCGGCUCAACGGUGUCUAGCAUGGCAGGUGUUGGGCCGUGUGCUCUACCGCCUGGGUAAAGGGGAAUGGGGGGAUCAAGAUAGCCAGUUGGUGAGUGGGUUGUGGAGUGUAGUUGAGAGGGAAUCGGUAGUUGCGGGUAUGAUAGACGAGGCCGGAGGUGAUGCCGAUAUUGAUGGCAAGAAAGAGACUUCGGAUGAUGAUAAGCUUACUCCAACCCCGGCCAAGGCUGGAGGUAUUGGUCGGCACGCCAGUGCUAGAGCGUGGGCUACGGAAGCAGUUUGGCUUUGGCGGCGAGGAGGGGACGGGACAAGAGGGCUGAGGAGGGAGGCCGGAGCCGUUUAG
Messenger RNA from Arthroderma uncinatum, 1395 nucleotides. RefSeq lists its product as uncharacterized. The coding region runs from base 1 to 1395 and encodes 464 amino acids. NCBI's taxonomy places the organism in Eukaryota, Fungi, Ascomycota, Eurotiomycetes, Onygenales, Arthrodermataceae. Gene Ontology annotation, biological process: transcription by RNA polymerase II. The transcript has a single exon. The record is from RefSeq and is a predicted model, not a curated record. Gene Ontology annotation, cellular component: nucleus.